AUCUCAUCUGUGUGAUUUUUCAAAAUGAUUCAAAAAUAUUCUUGCUUAUUUUUAGUGUUUGUUCCAAUUUCCGUGAUUUCGGCCCACCACCACCGACUAAUUUAUUACUGUCGCCCCCCUUACGUCUGCACGGAACUCUCUCGCUGCCGAUCCCCCAACGACUUGCUUUUUUUCCAGAAAAACUACUGCGGUUUUGGUGCCAACGAAGCCAAAAUUUGCUGCCCGAUGCUGACAGAGACAACUACAAGCAGCUCCCGCAUUAUCAGAAAAAACGACGACGUAGUCGGCCACAAAAAUUUUCGACUUCUGCCUUUCGAUAAGUGUGGUGUUGUUUCUAGUCGGUUGAGGAUUACUGCAGGGGUCAGUUGUAGUCUGGGGGAAUUUCCUUGGAUGGCCUUGAUAGCGUACAAAACAGGAAAUUCCACGACCCAACAGGACUUCAAAUGUGGCGGAACAUUAAUCACCGACCAAUACGUCCUGACAGCUGCACACUGCAUCGACAACCAAACAAUCUUAGGAGCCCGUUUGGGCGAAUACAACAUAAACACAGAGCGAGAUUGUGACCCGAAUGGCCAACAUUGCCAACCUCCUGUGCAAGAUUUAUUAACUGACAAAACCAUCAUUCAUCCAUUUUACGACCCAUCGAGUUUUAUUAAUGAUAUAGCUUUAGUCAGACUAGCGACACCAGCGAGUUUUAGUGACAACGUCAGCCCUAUUUGUCUCCCAGUCGGUGAACUUCUAGAUGUGGAUCUGGUUGGACGGGAGUUGACAGUGGCAGGAUGGGGAACCACCGAAGACGGUAAUACGACUGCCACCCUUCGCAAGGUUUCCGUCCCGGUGGUACCCACCCCCACGUGCCGCCGCUUGUACCGCGGUCUCAAACCCAUCUCCCGGAAACAGAUUUGCGCAGGGGCCGACCAUGGCAAAGACUCGUGCGCCGGGGACAGCGGAGGCCCCCUCAAACGCGUCGAUUCCAUCGACGGUACGCCACGGUACGUCCAGUACGGGAUAGUGUCCUUCGGGCCGUCGAAGUGCGGUCUGAGUAGGCGACCAGGAAUCUACACCAACGUCCAGAAAUACAUGGAGUGGAUCUUAGACAACCUAGAUGACGUUGAGAGACUGCAACAUUUAAAAGACUACAAGGACGGUUUCCAAUCAGUGGUUCGCAAGUACUCGCUCGAAAUGGGCUGCAGACUGAGUUUGAGGUUCGGCGUUUUCGUGGUUGUUUGUGCCUGGCUUGUGGCUGCGCAAUGGGUGCCCGCAGAGGAGUUCUGCAGGACGCCCGACCGGGAAUUGGGCGACUGCAUCGUGGUCAGCGACUGCAAGCCCAUGAUGGACGUGCUGGACGCGGUGUCGCAGCCCAUCCCCCCGAAAAUCAUCCAACUCCUGAAGGCGUACCAGUGCGGGUUUAGCGGCAAGAACCCCAAGGUGUGCUGCCCGUCCAAGCCCAUCAUCGUGGAGGGGGUGAACACGGCAGAGGCGGCACUGCCGCCGGACGUUUCGAAUCACAGGAACCUGGGGCUGAUCCCGCGGGAGUGCGGCGACAUGGACACCGGGGAUAAGAUCAUUCACGGGAAUAAGACGGUGUUGUUCGAGUUUCCGUGGAUGGCGCUGCUGUCGUAUAGGACCAAUCGUGGUCCGGACUUCCGCUGCGGCGCCUCAAUAAUCAACGAAAGGUACAUCCUCACCGCCGCCCACUGCAUCACCAACCUGAAGAACCCACUAAUAGGUGUCCGCGUCGGAGAACACAACAUCCAAACCCCAGUCGACUGCGAAGUCUCCAGAGAGGGAGUCCGCACUUGCUCUCCUCCUCACCAGGACCUCGCCAUCGAAGACAUCAUCCCGCACCCGGACUACAACACCAAACUCUACACCAACGACAUCGGUUUACUCCGAGUCAGCCAAAUGGACUUCUCCCAAGAUAACAUCAAGCCCAUCUGUUUACCUCUAGAAAAAGCCCGGACUUACAACUUCACCAACCGCAACUGCGUGGUCACCGGCUGGGGGGUCACGGAGAAGGGGCGCCCCAGUCCCGAGCUCCUCAAGGUCCAGAUUCCCACCAUGAGUAACGAGGAGUGCAGCAAUAUUUACAAGAACGUUACCACUAUUAAUCACCGGCAGUUGUGCGCUGGGGGCAAAACUAGGAGUGAUUCGUGUGCGGGGGACAGUGGAGGCCCGCUCCAAGCACCGGCUAACAUUUUCCGCAACGUUCGCUUGGUCCAGCAGGGGGUAGUGUCCUUCGGACCUAGGGACUGCGGGAGGGAGGGGCUGCCGGGGGUGUACACGAGGGUGGCGUAUUACAUGGACUGGAUUUUGGACAAUAUGAGGGCGUGAGAGGUGAAGACUGUACUUACAAUGACUAGACUGCCGAUAGAUGACGCGAUUUUGCUAAGUGAAGAUGGAAAAUAAUUUAAGUUAGGUUAUGUUGUGCUUAUUUAUAUGUGUUUUGUACACCGAGAAAUAGAUUUUUUUAUUAA
Messenger RNA from Zophobas morio, 2477 nucleotides. RefSeq lists its product as uncharacterized. The record is from RefSeq and is a predicted model, not a curated record. Gene Ontology annotation, molecular function: serine-type endopeptidase activity. NCBI's taxonomy places the organism in Eukaryota, Metazoa, Arthropoda, Insecta, Coleoptera, Tenebrionidae. The coding region runs from base 25 to 2334 and encodes 769 amino acids. The transcript has 10 exons. Gene Ontology annotation, biological process: proteolysis.